Molecule: messenger RNA, 1233 nt
Organism: Ipomoea nil (Japanese morning glory)
Lineage: Eukaryota; Viridiplantae; Streptophyta; Magnoliopsida; Solanales; Convolvulaceae
Product: putative F-box/kelch-repeat protein At1g15680
Exons: 2
Coding region: 1-1233 (410 amino acids)
Molecular function (GO): protein binding
Source: RefSeq, a predicted model, not a curated record
AUGGCGGAUUGUGAGGGGGGCAAAAUGGCGGCUCUAAUUCCGUGUGGGCAGAGGGCAUUACGGUGGGUUGCUAAUCAUGAAUCCAAUAACUUAUUGUGCGACGAAUUGGUGGGCGAGAUACUUGUAAGACUACCCACAACAUCUGCCGUUCGAUUCCAAGCGGUUUGCAAACGCUGGUAUUCUCUCAUCUCUUCUCCUUACUUUAUUGCCCGCUUCCGUCACCAUCAUAACCAUACAGAUAAUGUUGAGUCAAGUCUGGUUUUCCGAUUUGCAUAUUCUUGUGACUUCUGUGACUCUGCCGACUGCAACCAAUGCGAUUCUGACUUCCAAAUCAUCUCCAACUCUUCUUCCUUAUUACGAAAGGUGUACGGAGAGAGUGCGUUAUUCCGUUUAAGUUAUCUCCCGUGUCCCCCUACAGACCUUCACAAACUUCGGUUGGAAGGCUCCUUUGCUGACUUAAUCUUAUGCUCUUGCCUUAUUACCCUUACCAACAAAAUUGAUUAUUAUGUCUCCAAUCCGCUCACCAGACAAUGGAUUGCUCUCCCUCCAGCUGCCUAUGAGAGCUUACCGCAGGAUGUCUCAAUUGGCUUUUUGUGGGUGGAGGAUGCUUCUCAUCAUAACAAGUUCAUGGUGGUGACUGAGAAGUGGCAAUGGAGGAGUUUGGUUGUUUCAUCCCCUCUGAGCUUGAAUCACUACGGAGGGAGAACUCCUCUUGUUGCCUAUAGAGGGAUGCUGCAUUGGCUAAACGCUGAUUGUAUCAUGGUCUAUGAUCCACUUAACACCCCGGAAAUAUUCUCUCGUGUCAUUCAUCUUCCAAUUCCAAUUCAAAUAUCCAGAAAUAAUUGCUUUGGAGUAAGCCAAGGUUGUCUUCGUGUAGCGGAAGUUUCAGAUGAAUAUACAAUAGAUCCCAUACUGGAUGUAUGGGAAUUCGAGGACUAUGACUCUGGGUUGUGGAUUUUGGUUCACAAGAUUCACCUUAGAAAUCUGAUCCAUAAUGGGUUACUGGAAAGUUUGCAGGGUGAAUUGCCUUGUUUCUCAGUACUAAGUCUCCAUCCUGAAAAUAGAAAUGUUAUUUAUUUACGGUUACUUAAUGGAGUAGUCUUGGUUAACAUGAAAAGCAGAAUAAUAGAGCGAUUCUACCCAAUAAAUGAGAGAGCGGUGUUUAGUUGGAGGGAUGCCUUUCACCUUGUUGACCAGCCGUGGCCAACAGCAAUAUCAUUACUGCGGUACUAA